CAGAGCAGGGCGGUCGAACUGCAAGAGAGGAGAAACCAACAUCAUCUGUUUGGAAAAUCUAGAUCAUCAGAGGACAAUAAAAGGAGGAGGAGCAGUGUGUUUGGAGAGCUGAGGUAUCACUGUGUCUACCCAUCCUACCCUGCUCUCACAUGCACACCCACAGACACACACUCCCCUUGUCUCUCCCUUCCUCCCUCCCCGUUCGUCUCCUCCACUCUCCGAUGCUGGCGUGGUGAACAGCAGGACACUGUCGGCUGAGCUGCAUGGAGGCUCAGGGAGGGGCAGGGAGCCCAGAGCCCAAUAAGGACAUCCAGAAGCUGCUGAAGCCCUCCAGCUCAGGUGACCUGUCCAAGGAGCUCUUCCAGCACUCAGCAGGUGGGGAGGAGGAGGGCAGCCUGUCAGGGCACACCGCAAGCCUGCUGCACAUCACAGAAAAGAGACAACCGCUGAGCAGCGUGUCUUCUCUGGAGGUGCAUUUUGACCUCCUGGAUCUGACAGAGCUGACUGACAUGUCAGACCAGGAACUGGCUGAAGUUUUUGCCGACUCUGAUGAGGAGAACCACAACGAGUCCCCAGCAGGUUCCCACCAGCCCAUGCUGCCCAGAGGUGGUUACAUGCGCUCCCCCUCGUGGACACGCUGCAGCAAAGUUGAGCAUCCAAGAGAGAGGAAACACCACAGUGACUCGGACACCGCGGAGCCCUUAAUGAAACUGGAAAGGCCGAAGCAGCCAUGAUAACUGAAGAGAAGAGAAAACAUCAGAGAGAGGGAGAAAACCUAGAGCAGUACAGGAACAGCCCGAGUGGGAAUGCAAAGUGGGCAGAGAGGCCCCCCAUCUUCCACUGUGCACUCACAUAAUGUUUCAUGGUGCUCAAGUUCAGAUUGAACACUGGACAAAGAACUCUGUGCUCUUAAGAUUUUGAGAUGUGCAAUACACACACUCUCCUCUUUUAGAUAAAUAAACACACACACAAUCAUUGUGUUUUUCAUGCAAGGGGCUCUUAAUGCACUCUGAGCUGCCAGAUGAUUUUAAGCUUUGUUUUUGAGUGACAGACAGGGUAUGAGGAUGGCCGCCAUCCUGAAACCUAUCAGGGUGGAAAACAGUCAGAGUGGUUCCAAAAUUGUUUGUUUGUUGAAGUUCAGAAACUGGGGUUCACACUGAAUGACCAGCUAAUGAGAAUAAUAAAUCAAUCGAGCUUUUCAAAGUGAAACACUAAGCUGAGGCUGCUGCUAAAUAUGUUGGUUCAAAUAUGUUACAGGGUGUUUUUUCUUGCUUUUCCUGCAGUGAAGGUAACUCGAUCAGUGGAAGUGGAUGUCACUGAGGCCAAGCUGUUUGUAUCCAUCACACCUUCUCCAUCUCAAUGACAAAUGUGUGCUGUUCCCUGAAUGAAUAUUUUGCACUUCUCUCACUGAACUUGGUUUACAGUGCCCUCAAGAAUUAUUGGCAUUUGGUGCAGAAGACACACAAGAUAAACAGACCAAGUGUCAAGCUAUAUGCAACACGCUUUUCCUUACUUUAAUACUUUUUUUUCAUUAGGGGUAAAUGUUUUUUGGAUCAUUUAUAAAUGACAGCUGCAUUUGUUGCUGUGGCUAAGGUAAUAAGUUCCCUUCAAAGUUGUAAUUCAUACGCCGAUGAAAGAGAGACAUGAGCUUAAUGGAGGAUAUUUGAAGAUAGAAAUAAAGAGAAGCUGCACCGGUUGUGAGUUUUGCAUGAACGCCAAAAAUACAACAAAGUGCCAACAGUUUUUGUAAUCACGUUUUAAAGAUGCAUUUUACAUUUGAUGCAAUAUUUCAUAUCUCUCUAGGCAAAGGUUAUAGCUGAUCCCUUGAUUUAUUUAUCUCAUGUUCAGCUUUUCUUUACCAGGAGUGCCAAUAAUUCUGAAUGCUGUGAUACAAUGGAUCAAAAGUGACACUGGGAUGAUAGAAGAAUGAAUAAAAUAUCCUGAAAAUGUG
Labrus mixtus (cuckoo wrasse) is the source of this 1951-nucleotide messenger RNA. RefSeq names its product dysbindin domain containing 1 (gene dbndd1). Gene Ontology annotation, biological process: negative regulation of protein kinase activity. The transcript is spliced from 4 exons. The coding region runs from base 264 to 734 and encodes 156 amino acids. Lineage: Eukaryota; Metazoa; Chordata; Actinopteri; Labriformes; Labridae. The record is from RefSeq and is a predicted model, not a curated record. Gene Ontology annotation, cellular component: cytoplasm.